Molecule: messenger RNA, 1590 nt
Organism: Impatiens glandulifera
Lineage: Eukaryota; Viridiplantae; Streptophyta; Magnoliopsida; Ericales; Balsaminaceae
Product: beta-glucosidase 12-like
Exons: 12
Coding region: 12-1535 (507 amino acids)
Biological process (GO): carbohydrate metabolic process
Molecular function (GO): beta-glucosidase activity
Source: RefSeq, a predicted model, not a curated record
UAGCUUGAAACAUGAUCAUGGAAAAGAAACUAUUUCUUCUUCUUGUUCUUGCUCUCCUAGCCUUUCCUUCCCUCAUAAGUUGUCAACUCGGAUCUCUACCGUCGUAUGAUCUUACUACCUUAAACCGAAGUAGCUUUCCUGAAGGUUUCAUUUUCGGGGCUGCUACUGCAGCUUAUCAGUACGAAGGUGCAGCAUCCGAUGGUGGCAAAGGCGUGAGUAUUUGGGAUACAUUUACUAGCGAACAACCAUGGAAAAUUGCAGACGCUAGUGAUGGCAAAGUUGCACUUGAUUCUUACAAUCGUUACAAAGAAGACUUAGAGAUAUUGGAUAGCAUGGGAAUGGAUGCAUACAGAAUGUCAAUCUCAUGGACUAGAAUAUUACCCAAGGGAUCAUUGAAAGGGGGUAAAAAUGAGGAAGGCAUCCAACAUUACAAAAAACUAUUUGAUGACCUUGAAGCUAAAGGUAAAAAGCCUUUUGUGACUAUAUUUCAUUGGGAUGUUCCUCAAGCACUUGAGGAUGAAUAUAUGGGUUUCCUCAGUCCUCAUAUUGUGAAAGAUUACGUGGACUAUGUAAAUGUUCUUUUCGAAGAAUUUGGAGAUAAAGUAAAACAUUGGAUUACUUUUAACGAACCAUACAUGUUUACUAUCGGCGGCUAUGUAAACGGUAGUUUGGCUCCGGGUCGUUGCUCUCCUUGGUUAAAACAGUUGAAUUGCACCGAUGGAGAUUCAGCUGUCGAACCUUAUUUAGUUGUUCAUCACAUACUUCUUGCUCAUGCUGCUGCCGUAAAUUUAUAUAGAACAAAGUAUCAGGAAAAACAAAAGGGUGAAAUUGGAAUCACCCAUGUUGCUGAUGGAAGGAUACCAUUCACAUUUUCGGUAGAAGAUAGGGAAGCUACACAAAGGGCUCUUGAUUUCAACUUUGGAUGGUUUGUGAAUCCAAUGGUUAACGGUGACUAUCCAGAGGUGAUGCGUCGCAUUGUUGGCCUUCGACUUCCAAAAUUUACGGAAGAAGAAUCUGCUUUGUUAAUAGGUUCAUAUGAUUUUAUCGGAAUAAAUUAUUAUACAUCCAUAUACGUAUUUAAUAGAAAAACACCCGCCAAUCCAACACAACAAACCUACUUCACCGAUAUUAAUGCCUACACUUUAUCUGAACGCAGCGGACAAUUAAUUGGGCCUGCGCGAAAUUGGCAUACAUUUCAGGCUGGUUCAGUUUGGCUCAAUGUUUAUCCAAAAGGAAUUAGGGAUUACCUUAUCUAUAUAAAAGAUAAAUAUGGAAACCCAAGAGUUUUUAUAACCGAAAAUGUUUUGUUAUGGUUGAACAGGGAAGGUUCAAAUGUGCAAGGUUACUUUGUAUGGACGUUGUUGGAUGAUUUUGAAUGGAACUCGGGCUAUACAGUUCGUUUUGGCAUUGGUUACAUAGACUUUAAAGACAAUCUAAAAAGAUACAAGAAACUUUCUCACAAAUGGUUCACUAAGUUUCUUAAACCUGAUUUGGAUAUUGUUUGGAGUGAUUUGGAAGUAAAGAAAUUAGAGUGAACCUAUAAUAUUGUCAAUUAAUUGUCAUUCAUGAAUAAGAUUAAAUUACUUGUCA